Cetraspora pellucida is the source of this 1164-nucleotide messenger RNA. The record is from the annotation of a GenBank genome assembly. Lineage: Eukaryota; Fungi; Glomeromycota; Glomeromycetes; Diversisporales; Gigasporaceae.
AUGCAACCGUUCAACAAGUACUAUCCACCAGACUGGGUCCCAGAAAAGGGUUCAGUAAAUAAAUUUGUAGGAAAACACCCGCUUGGAGAUAGAGCUCGUAAGAUUAGUCAAGGAAUUUUAAUCGUCAGAUUCGAACUACCUUUCAACAUUUGGUGUGAAGGAUGUGAUAAGCAUGUCGGAAAAGGUGAGAAGCUUCUAUCUAUUUAUUAUUCCAAUUCUAAUAUUCUUAAAAAAAACGUUUUGAGAGUAACAACUUCUUAUCUUUCUUUAUCAGGGGUUCGAUAUAAUGCCGAAAAGAAGAAAAUUGGAAAUUAUUAUAGUACACCAAUAUAUAGCUUUCGAAUGAAAUGUCAUCUGUGUGAUAAUUGGAUUGAAAUUCAUACUGAUCCAAAGAACGCAGAAUAUGUGGUUGUUAGCGGUGCUCGUCAAAAAAUUGAAACAUGGGAACCAGAAGAUUCUGAAACUAUUCAACUAAAAGAUGAGGAGGAAGCUAAAAAAUUGGCCGACAACGCAUUAUAUAAACUUGAACAUUCUGUCAAUGAUGAAAGAAAAUUUCAAGAAUCUAUUCCGAUAUUAACGCAACUUCAGAGAUUGAAUGAAAGACAAUGGGCCGACCCGUACACGCAUUCUCAAAAAAUGCGAAAAAAAUUUAGGGAGGAAAAAAAAGAGCUGGAAGCUAAAAAACGGUUAGAUGAUGAAAUACGCAAUCGGAAUUCACUAUCAAUUCCAUUGUUGCCCGAAUCUUCUGAAGACAUUAUGGAAGCAAAAUCAACAGAAUUUACAGAUCAUCUUCUUGAACAAGCUCAAAAACGCAAGCUUGAAGUAAACACCUCCUCAAUAUUUAAUAAGCCAUUACCAAAAACCAAAAAAUCCAGAUUUCAUGCUAAUAGAUCCAAAAACAAAGUAGCACAACUAUCAAAUAUCGUUUCCGUGAAUACUAAACUUAAAACAGAUCCGUUUCUCAAAGAUAACGACUGGAAUGGUGGUGGUGGUACCGCAAUUGGUAAAAGUGGUGAAAUCAAUAGUGAUUUAAUUCUCAUAAAGAAAAAAAAUGUAGGUAAACAUAACGGAAAUCAAGAGAUAGAUCAAGAAACUGUAAAAAGUCAAGGUGUUAGUGUACACACCAUAUCUUUAGUAAGCGCUGAUUAUGACGAUGAGGAUUAA